GUGGGUUGGGUGGUUGCUGUUACGUUGGUUCUAACUUCUAAGUUCCAACGGACUCUCGUCGUGGCCUUCCCAAUUCGCGAUACCGCGUAUCGUUCUCAACCAAGGAAGUGGCAAAACCAGAACGAAAGGGCAAGGCGAGCGAUCGAUCAAGAUUUCUCGACCGGGAUUUUCUUUGAAUCAGAAUGGGGAACGCGUACUGCCUCCUCUGCGGCUGCGUGGACCAGGCCAGCAUCGGCGUGGUGGAGCGAUGGGGCCGCUUCGAGCGAUUGGCCGACCCAGGGCUUCACUUCUUCAACCCCUUCGCCGGCCAGUGCCUCGCCGGAAUUCUCUCCACCAGGAUCAAGUCGCUCGACGUUCGCAUCGAAACCAAAACCAAGGAUAACGUGUUUGUGCAAUUGGUUUGCUCGAUUCAAUACCGAAUCGUCAGGGAAAACGCUGAUGACGCUUUCUACGAGCUAGCGAAUCCUCAAGAGCAGAUUCAGGCUUAUGUGUUUGAUGUGGUUCGAGCUCUAGUUCCGAGAAUGCCGUUGGAUGAUCUCUUUGAACAGAAAGGAGAGGUUGCUAAAUCAGUUCUGGAGGAAUUGGAGAAGGUGAUGAGUGCUUAUGGGUAUAACAUCGAGCAUAUGCUGAUAGUCGACAUUAUACCUGAUCCCUCUGUGCGGAAAGCCAUGAACGAGAUCAAUGCAGCUCAAAGGCUUCAACUUGCAAGCGUAUACAAAGGGGAAGCAGAGAAGAUUCUUUUGGUCAAGAAGGCAGAAGCUGAAGCCGAGGCGAAGUACCUUGGCGGAGUAGGAGUGGCCAAGCAGCGUCAGGCGAUCACCGAUGGACUGAGGGAGAACAUACUGAACUUUUCGCACAAGGUGACCGGCACUAGCGCCAAGGAAGUCAUGGACCUGAUCAUGGUGACGCAGUACUUUGACACGAUCAAGGACCUCGGCAACUCGUCCAAGAACACCACCGUGUUCAUCCCCCACGGCCCCGGUCAUGUCCGGGAUAUCGGCGACCAAAUACGCAAUGGCAUGAUGGACGCAGCUGCCGGUGCACAGGGGAACGAUUCUUAAUGCGAGAGAGGCGCCUUGAAACGUUACAUAAUAGUGUUCUCACACGGGAUUCUUUCAGACUAAUUAAGAAGUAAGAACUCUAGGUAUAUGAAUAGUUUGGUACAGCAGGUAGGUUAUGCCUAAAAUUUCUUUAUUUUGUAUAAAGAUACAUGAUGUACCACUACUGUAUUAUUUGUUGUUUAGCCACAGACAUUGGGAUCUUAGUAUGAAGUAUGAACUAUAAUUACGAGAGUAGAAAAUCUUUGUCCACCACCAAAUUACAAAUCAUGGCGACAGAAGUUCUACUAAGCAUUUUGCAUAUUAGUGCUCUAAAUUACUCAACAAACUUCGGAGAUUUUGAGGGUGCACUCAAUG
This is a messenger RNA of Linum tenue, 1415 nucleotides long. The record is from the annotation of a GenBank genome assembly. Lineage: Eukaryota; Viridiplantae; Streptophyta; Magnoliopsida; Malpighiales; Linaceae.